UAAUUUGUAUGGACAAAGCACGUUGACUGAGCUUCUGUUGCUAACUGGAGGUAUCGGAUAUUUAACAACACUUAGAAGUUUAGAUGGCAACAUUCAUUUAAACUGUGAGAUUGUAAUACCUGUUGAGGUGCAGAAACUCCACUACCCCUUUCAAGAAUCCUUUUUUUUUUUUGAGACAGAGUUUUGCUCUUGCUGCCCAGGCUGGAGUUCAGUGGCGUGAUCUCAGCUCACCACAACCUCCGCCUCCCAGAUUCAAGCGAUUCUCCCGCCUCAGCCUCCCAUAGCUGGGAUUACAGGCAUGAGCCACCACGCCUGGCUAAUUUUGUAUUUUUAGUAGAGACAGGGUUUCUCCAUGUUGGUCAGGCUGGUCUUGAACUCCCGACCUCAGGUGAUUCUCCUGCCUCAGCCUCCCAAAGUGCUGGGAUUACAGGCGUGAGCCACUGCACCUGGAAGAAUCCAUUUUUUUUUGAGACAGGGUCUUGCUCUGUUGCCCGGGCUGGAGUGCAGUGGUGUGACUAUGGCUCACUGCAACCUUGAAUUCCUGGGCUCUAGCAAUCCUCCCACUUCAGCCACCUGAGCAGCUGGGACUGCAGGCAUGGGCCAGCAUGUCCAGCUAAUUUUUUUGAUUUUUAGAAGAGACGAGGUCUUACCAUUUUGCCCAGGCCAGUCUCAAACUCCUGAGCUGAAGCAGUCCUCCCAGCUCGACCUCCCAAAGUGCUAGGAUUACAGGUGUGAGCCACUGCACCUGGCCAAGAACCCAUAUUUAGAGUCAGACUCACCAUAUCCUUGAAGAAACCAUUCCAAAUAUUAUUUAAAUGACUCCGUAUUUUUGACCAUCCUCAUUAUUCUCCAGAAAUAAUAACCAAAAGUUACUACAUCUCUGGGAUUUCUCACUAGGUAAACAAUCUUAAAUGAAAAAGAGAGAUAAUAAGAAUAAAUGUAUCCAUUCUUCUUGCUUCAAGAUUCUUGCAAAAGGCAAAAAACAUCAAACUCCCAUUAAAGUUUUGGCUAUAGCUUGUCCUUUAAUUCAUUCAUUUAACAAAAUGUAUUGAUAACCCACUAUGUGCUUGACAUCUACUUAGACACUGUAGAAGGAACAGAGGACAAGACACGGGUCAUUUCUGCCCUGAAGAACAUUAUAAUAUAAGGCAGGGAAGAGGCUAACUAAUGUUUGGACAAUCAAAUGAUGUUACUACACUUGGGCACCACUGUUUAAGAAUCCCUGGGCUGUAAAUCAGGAACUGUGAGUUUGUUGGGAUUCUGCCAGGGACUCCGACUCAGUGCUACUCCAGGAAUUUUAUCUUUCAGACCUCUCUUUAUUUUUGUAGGAAUUCCUACUCUAUCCCAUAUAAGCAAAUCUCAGGGACUAAGCAAGUAGAUGUUAGCAGUCAACCAUAAGUAAGAUUCUUUUAUAAAAUUCAACAUGAUGGCGUGAAUAAACUCACUAUGCUACCACUGGUUGUGAAACCUGAAGAGAUUAAACAAACUUUGCAUUUUCUCAAAACAAACAAAAAAGAGUUUGUUUGAAUUAAUAAAGCUGACCCCAAGCUAGGAUAAGUUGGAUCCAGUGUCAUACAAGGCCAUUUCCAAUUCUAAACAAAUAACGUUGACCACAUGGAGCCUGUGGGGAAAACUGGUCAGCUCUCACCUGAAGUUCCAAAAGUUGAGAAUAUCAUAUUCUGUCCUAGAAAUUAUUUUGUAAUCCAAAUUCACCUGGUCACCAGCACUGUUGUUAAAUUUGAUAUUCUUCAGAAAGGAAUUAAGCUUAAAAAUAGUGCACUGUUACAGGAUGGAAAGAGUUCUGAAUUUGGAAAGAAGAAACUUGAAUUAGAGUAAUACCUUUGAAACUUAUUAGAUGUGUGGCUUUGGAAAAAGUCCCUUAUUGUUUAAAUCUUCAACUGUAAAGUUAGUUAUUCAAUUUUAUUUUUACAAGAAUUACGUGAGAUAAUACCUUUGAUGGCCCAUGAACAAAAAUGUGGUAUAUAUAAAGUAAAAAUUAGAUAAAACAUUAUAUAUGUAAUGUAAUGAUAAUUUAAUAUAUAGUAUGAUAAUGGAAAUACCCCUUACUUCCUUGGUGGGAUGAAUGAGGACAGAAGAAUCAAAAUAAUCUCUUGUUACUGGUUGAAUUUUGUCUGCCCCAAAUUUUGUAUGUUGAAGUCCUAACUCCCAGUACCUCAGAAUGUGACUGUAUUUGGAGAUAGGAUUUUUACAGAGUUAAUUAAGUUGAAAUGAGGUCGUUAGGGUGGGUCCUAAUGCAAUCUGACUAGUCUCACCAUGUCUCCAUGGGUUUUCUCUGGGUACUCCAGAUUCCUCCCACAUCCCAAAGAUGUGCACAGUAAGUUAACUGGUAUGUCUAAGUUGUCCCAGUCUGAGUGAGUGUGGGUGUGUAGUAGGCUACACUAUCUAGGUUUGUGUAAGUACACUCUAUGAUGUUUGCACAACAAGGUUCUUAGGAAAUUGCCUAAGAACCCAUUUCUCAGAAUGUAUCUCCAUCCUUUAGCGACGUAGACUGUAUUUCCAUACUGUAAAUAGUCCCCUUCUGGUGGAUUUCAGUCUACCAAUAUGACAUCACUGAAUGUGGAGUUAGAAAGAAAGGUACAGUUCAUGGCUCUCAGUUCCUACAGCCCUUUUAAUUUCCUAAGUGACUACAGCAAUAAAGUAUCUUUUGUUAAAAUAUCUGGCCUUUUGUUCCUGGUUCCUGAAAAAGCUCCAGAACAGCUCCAGAGCCAUAAAGGUGAAAGACAGUAUUUCAACCACACAUGAGUUUAUGUUAAUGAGGUGAUUUUUGGAAACUCUCAAGAUAAUCCCAAUAUUUGGGGGGAGUGGUGGCUAGUUGCCAGAGGAACCAGCCAUGUGCUCAGAGGACUGGAACUCACAGCUCCACCCUCUACUUCUGGGAAAAGAGAGAGGCUGAAAAUUAAGUUGAUCACCAGUGGCCAAUGAUUUAAUCUAUCACAUCUACAUAAUGAAACCUUGAAAACCGAAAAGGCCUGAGUUCAAGCGGCUUCCAAGAAGGUAGACAAAAACGCAUCCUCGUGCUGGGAGGGUGGUGCACCCCAACUCCACGGGCACAGAAGUUCCUGCACUAGGGAUUCUCUCGGACCUUGCCCUACAUGUCUCUUCAUCUGGCUGUUUGUAUCCUUUAAAAUAUCUUUUAUAAUAAACCAGUAAACAUAAAUGUUUCCCCGAGUUCUGUGAGCUGCUCUAGCAUAAACUAAUGGAACCCAAGGAGCCGGCUGUGGGAGCCCCAAUUUAUAGCACAUCUCUCAGAAACACAGGUACAACAGUCUGGAGUUUGGAAUUGGCAUGGGAAGUGGGGGACAGUCUUGUGGGACUGAGCCGUCUAACCUGUAGGAUCUGAUGUUUUCCAGCUAGCGUCAGAAUUGAAUUGGAGUAGCGGUCACCUGGCUGGUGUCUGCUGCAGACAGGUUUUUUUGACAUGUUAAGACAUUAUAAGAGACAAUAGAAAAAAUGUAUACGAUACAACCUUCUCUGAGUUAUAUUUCUCCAUAGCCCUUUUUACUGUUCACCAGACUGUUUAUCUAACUCAUGAAUUUGUGGCUUGUCUCUCUCCGCUUCAAAGUGAAUUACACAAUAAGAGGGCAGGGAUUUUUUUUUUCUCUGCUGUAUCCCCCUGAAUUGCUUUUCCUUAUUUGUCUCACCUUCCAAUACUAUUCUACAGUUCUCCUAGUCAGGGCUAGUCCCUUAAAACGGGGACCAUUUCCAUUUUGUUAAGGGGCGGAACGCGGUUCAAGCCUAGCAGAUUGGUUCCAAAAACGUCGUGUUAUUCACUGCCUCUGAUCAGUGACAUUCCCAUUUGCAGCUGAAAGAGGUAUUAAUUUGCCAGAGUCACAACACGGUCGGGGAUCCUCGUCGCUGUCUUAUUCCAAAAUAAGCUUAACACAGAAAGAUAAUGACACUCCCACAGACUGGCACAGAAGGCCGCGCUCCGAAUGACAUCGCGAUCACAGAGGCACAGACAGCGUCACAAAGCCCCACGCGUACUCACACCGAAGGCUCAGCCGUCGCGCGUUUCCCUCCCAGGCCCCAGGAACUAGUAACUAGGGAAGCUUCUGGUCUCUAGGCGAGGAGAGGGGGAGAGCGCGCAAUCUUUGCGCCUGCGCACACUCCUGCUCUUACCCGCCGGAACCCUGGGCCACGCCCGGCUCGCACAAUCACGCACUGCGCAGGCACCGCCCGCUCUGCUCUAAGGUCCCUCUCACUCCCUCAGCAGCCCGAGGACAAGCCCCUCAACACUAGGCCACGCCUUGUCUCCGCCCCUCUCGUCCGACCCCUGGAGAGAGGCUGGCGCCUGCGCGAUGGGGGUUCCAGCGUCGACUCACGGAGUCCUUCGGAUGAGAGCGUCUGGGUGCCAGACGAGGCCGGGGGUUUGUUUUGGGUGGUUUGGGAGUCCGAGCUCGAGGGCUGGGCCAGGAAGGGCAGGCGAGGCGGGCGGCUCCGACGCGGGUCGCGAAGGCCCAGCCGCGUCCUCUGUCCCCAGGACGACUACAUUUCCCAGAGGCCAGCGCGGCGCGCGUACUCGAGUCUGCGGGGCGGAGGCCGCGGCUCGGGGCUGCUGGGCGUUCGGGGCGGCUUGGGGCGGCGGGACCACUGGAGUGAGCUGUGGGAGAGAUGGGGGUGUGCCUGUGUGUAAAAGAUCGGUCAGAGUGUGAGGCUCCGUGAGAGGGUGCGGUUUCUGUGUGUGUGUGUGUGUGACAGACCGAGAGUCCAGUGUGAGACCAGGGUAUGUUCGUGUGUGACAGAGCGAGACGGGCCAGUGUGAGAGACCAGUGAGUGUGAGAGAGAUAGGGAUGUGCCUGCAUUUGAAAGAGAGCGUGUGAAGCUCAGUGAGAGGUUGCGAGGUGUGUGGGUGUGUAAGUGUGUAACAGACCAGGUGUCCAGAGCGUGAGACCAGGAUGUAUUCGUGUGAGAGAGUGAGACGGGCUGGAUGAAGUGUGAGAGACCAGUGAGUGUGAGAGAUGGGCGUGUGCCUGUGUGUGAAAGGCCGGUCGGUCGGUGUGUGAGGCUCAAUGAGAGGCCGGUGUGUGUUCGAGAGAGAGAAGAAUCACCAUGUAUGCGAGACAGAGUGUGAGACUGUGGUGUGUUAAUGUGUGAAAGGGAGACCAGUGAGUGUGAGAAAUGGGUGUUUUGGGUGAAAGACCCGUCAGUGUGUGAGGCCGUGUUAUGUGUGUCUGACAGACUGAGAGAGACCAGAGUGUGAGACCAGGGUGUGUUCCUGUGUGAGAGACAACAUAGCGUGAGACCAGUGAGUGUGAGAGAGAUGAGCAUGUGGCUGUGUGUGAAAGACCAGUCAUUAUGUGAGGCUCCUUGAGAGGCUGGUGUGUGUGUAUGAGAGAGAGAAAGAGACUAAACUGUGAGAGUCCAAAGAGUGAGACUAGGGUAUGUUGUUAUGAGUUUGUGAGAGAGAGGGAGGCGAUCAAAGUAUAGGACAAAGUUAUGUUUCCUGGCUUACGACUUCUAAGAUGCUUGGAAUCUCCAAAGUAUUAAGUGUCUUUUUGCAUGCUAAUGAUUGGUGGGCUGGAAGCCUGUAGGUUGAUCACGGUAAGGGCUGGUCACCGGAACAAUCUAGGCAGGAUUAGAGGGUUGGGAUUACCUGCCCCAUCCUCAAUCUCCAGGGAAAGGAAAGGGAGCCACAGGUUAAACUGAUCAUCAGUGGUCAGUGAUUUAACCAGUCAUGCCUACAUUAUGAAGCUUCCAUAAAAACCCAAAAGGACUGGGUUCAUCAAACUUCCAGAUAGCUGAACACUGGAGGUUCCUGUAGGAUGAGCCCCUUCCUAUAUAACCUUGUCAUAUGCAUUUCUUCACCUGCAUCCUUUAUAAUAUCCUUUAUUAUUACAAACGUGUUUCCCUAAGUUCUGUGAGCUGCCCUAGCAAAUUAAUUGAACGCAAGGAGGGGGUCAUAGGAACCCCGAUUUAUAGCUAGUCAGAAGCACAAGUAAAACAACCUGGGGUUUGCAACUGGCAUUGGAAGUGGGGAGCAAUUUUGUAGGGCUGAGCCCUCAACCUGUGGGAUCUUAUGCUGUCUCCAGGUAGAUAGUGUCAGAAUUGGGUUGCCCUAGAGGUCACCCACCUGGUAUUCACUGAAGAACUUAUUGCUUGCCUGGUGUGUGUGUGUGUGUGUGUGUAGACCCCCACACAUCUGGUCUUAGAACUGUUUUGUGUUGUGUGAGUAGAGUAGGAGAAACAGUUUGUUUUUCCUCUUUGUCACCUGAGUGUGUUAUCAGGGACUGGAUUGUGAGAAUCCAGAGUGUGAGACCAGGGUAUAUCAAUGUGUGAGAGAAAUAGAUGUGCCUGUGUGAAAGAUGAACAAGUAUGAGGCUCCCUGGAGUCUGAGAAAGAUCAUGUGUGUGUCUGAGUAAAAGCAAGAGACUAGACUGAGAGUUCAGUGAUUGGGAGAGACUGGGGUAUGUUGGUGUGAGUGUGUGAGAGACCAAUGGGUAUGUGAGAGACGAGAGUAUGUCUCUGUCUGGACUAGUAGGUUGUGAGAGGGUGUAUCACAGUAUGAAAAAGAUUGGAGUGAGAGCGACCAGUAUGUAUUUUGUGUGCAUGAGAUAAAGCAGUUGGAAUAUGAGAGAUCAGAGUGUGUUUGUGUAUCUGUGUGAGACACUGGAGCAUUUGAGUAACUGAGGCCUCUUUGAAAGAUACCAUUGAAUGUGUAUGUAUGAGAGACCAUCAUGUUUAUAUGUGUGAAAGAGAGAGAGAAAGACUAGUGAUGUGGUUGUGUGAGAGACCAAAAUGGGUGAGAAAGAAACUAUGUGAACCAUGGUGUGCUAUCCAAAAGGCUUUACAAAUAUAACCUCUGUGAGGUUGUGAAGCAUGCAUGUGUGAGUGAGACAGAGAUAAGGGACAGUGAGCUGUGUGUGUGAGAGAAGUAAGAUUGGGGGUAUGUGUGAAGGUGUUGGUGAAUCACCACGUGUGCUUAUAUUCAUGUCCUCAGACAAUGGAAAUGUGACUGUGUAUAUGUGCUUGUUUUGGGGUGCUUGUGAUUGUGUCCUCCGUGUGACCACGAAACCUGUGUUAGUGUUUCUAUGUCACCCUGUAUACCCGUAAUUGUGGCCCUGUAUGACUGCUGUGUAUGGAGAGACUACUUGGAAGAUUGAUAGGAUUGGAUUCUUUAUGAGUGUGGCUGUUUGGAAUUGUGUGUUGCCGGGAUAGGAAAUGUGGAAUAGAAUUCCUGUCCCCAGUCCAAGGGUUUCAGUAAGAAGCAAAAGCUGGGGUGACUGAAGCUCCUAACUGAAGCAGGAGACACCCUCACUUCUGUGUGACAGGAGGGUAAUCAAGGGGCUGGGACAGAGGUGAGAGUGAAAGUGGCAGAAUUGAGUGCUAAAGGUUCCAUCGUUUCAGGCCUUGCCCUCCCAAGACACUGUUCUUCAAGAGAAAGACCAGAAGAGAAGGCAAAAAUGAAUGUUGAAGUAGUAAAAGUCAUGCCCCAGGACUUAGUGACAUUCAAGGAUGUGGCAAUAGAUUUUUCCCAGGAAGAAUGGCAAUGGAUGAACCCUGCUCAGAAGCGUUUAUACAGGAGUAUGAUGUUGGAGAACUAUCAGAGCCUGGUAUCACUUGGUCUUUGCAUUUCUAAGCCAUAUGUGAUCUCCUUAUUGGAGCAAGGGAGAGAGCCUUGGGAGAUGACGAGUGAGAUGACAAGAAGCCCAUUCUCAGAUUGGGAAUCUAUAUAUGUGACACAGGAAUUACCUCUGAAGCAGUUCAUGUAUGAUGAUGCAUGCAUGGAGGGAAUUACAGGCUAUGGACUUGAGUGUUCCACUUUUGAAGAAAAUUGGAAAUGGGAAGACCUUUUUGAGAAGCAGAUGGGAAGUCAUGAGAUGUUUAGCAAGAAAGAAAUAAUCACUCAUAAAGAAACCAUCACUAAGGAAACAGAAUUCAAAUAUACUAAAUUUGGGAAAUGUAUCCAUCUGGAAAACAUAGAAGAGAAUAUUUAUAAUCACACAUCAGAUAAAAAAAGCUUCUCCAAAAACUCUAUGGUAAUAAAACACAAGAAAGUCUAUGUAGGAAAGAAGCUUUUUAAAUGUAAUGAAUGUGACAAAACCUUCACCCAUAGCUCAUCCCUUACUGUUCAUUUUAGAAUUCAUACUGGUGAAAAACCAUAUGCAUGUGAGGAAUGUGGAAAAGCCUUCAAGCAAAGGCAACACCUUGCUCAACAUCACAGAACACAUACUGGAGAGAAACUCUUUGAAUGUAAAGAAUGUAGGAAAGCCUUCAAACAAAGUGAACACCUUAUUCAGCAUCAAAGAAUUCAUACUGGAGAAAAACCAUAUAAAUGUAAGGAAUGCAGAAAAGCCUUCAGACAGCCUGCACACCUUGCUCAGCAUCAGAGAAUUCAUACUGGAGAGAAACCCUAUGAAUGUAAAGAAUGUGGCAAAGCCUUCAGUGAUGGCUCGUCUUUUGCUCGACAUCAGAGAUGUCACACUGGCAAAAGACCCUAUGAAUGUAUUGAGUGUGGGAAGGCUUUUAGGUAUAACACAUCUUUUAUUCGUCACUGGAGGAGUUAUCAUACUGGAGAGAAGCCUUUUAAUUGCAUUGAUUGUGGGAAAGCCUUCAGUGUUCACAUAGGACUUAUUCUGCAUAGGAGAAUUCAUACAGGAGAGAAACCUUACAAAUGUGAUGUGUGUGGAAAAACCUUCAGCUCUGGUUCAUCCCGUACUGUACAUCAGAGAAUUCAUACAGGAGAGAAACCUUAUGAAUGUGAUAUAUGUGGGAAAGAUUUUAGCCAUCAUGCAUCACUCACUCAGCAUCAAAGAGUACAUUCUGGAGAGAAACCGUAUGAAUGCAAGGAAUGUGGGAAAGCCUUUAGGCAGAAUGUACACCUUGUUAGUCAUUUGAGAAUUCAUACUGGUGAAAAACCCUAUGAAUGUAAAGAAUGUGGAAAAGCUUUUAGAAUCAGUUCACAGCUGGCUACUCAUCAGAGAAUUCAUACUGGAGAGAAGCCUUAUGAAUGUAUUGAAUGUGGAAAUGCUUUCAAACAGAGAUCACACCUUGCCCAACAUCAGAAAACUCAUACAGGAGAGAAACCUUAUGAGUGUAAUGAAUGCGGGAAAGCCUUCAGCCAAACUUCCAAUCUUACUCAACAUCAAAGAAUUCAUACUGGAGAGAAACCCUAUAAAUGUACUGAAUGUGGAAAGGCUUUUAGUGAUAGCUCAUCCUGUGCUCAGCAUCAAAGACUCCACACUGGCCAAAGGCCCUAUCAGUGUUUUGAAUGUGGGAAGGCGUUCAGAAGAAAGUUAUCCUUAAUUUGUCAUCAAAGAAGUCAUACUGGAGAAGAACCUUAAGAAUGUAGUGCAUGUGGCCAAGCCUUUAGUUAUCAUCAAUCCCCUACUGUUAAUCAGAGAUGUCCCACUGGAUAAAAAACAUAAAUAUAAGAAAUGUAGAAAAACCUUCAGCCAGGAGGCUGGCAAGAUAGCCGAAUAGGAACAGCUCUGAUCUGCAGUUCCCAGUGAGAUCAACGCAGAAGGUGGGUGCUUUCUGUAUUUCCAGCUGAGGUAUCUGGCUCAUCUCAUUGGGACUGGUUAGACAGUGGGUGCAGCCCACGGAGGGUGAGCUAAAGCAGGGUGGGGCAUAACCUCACCUGGGAAGUGCAAGGAGUCGGGGAUCUCCCUCCCCUAGCCAAGGGAAGCCAUGAGGGACUGUGCCAUGAGGAAUGGUGCACUCCGGUGCAGAUACUACGCUUUUCCCAUGGUCUUCGCAACCCACAGACCAGGAGAUUCCCUUGGGUGCCUAUGCCACCAAGGCCCUGGGUUUCAAGCACAAAACUGGGUGGCCAUUCGGGCAGGCACCGAGCUAGCUGUAGGAGUUUUUUUGAUAGCCCAGUGGCACCUGGAAUGCCAGUGAAACAGAACCGCUUACUCCCUUGUUAAGGGGCUGAAGCCGGAGAGCCAAGUGGUUCCCAUGCCCCCUGAGCCCAGCAAGCUAAGAUCCACUGGCUUGGAAUUCUCGCUGCCAGCACAGCAGUCUAAAGUCAACCUGGGAUGAUCAAGCUUGGUGGGGGGAAGGGCGCCAACCAUUACCAAAGCUUGAAUGGGUGGUUUUCCCCUCACAGCAUAAACAAAGCCAUGGGGAAGUUCCAGCUGAGCAGAGCCCUCCAUAGCUCAGCAAAGCCUCUGUAGCCAGACUGCCUCUCUAGAUUCCUCCUCUCUGGGCAGCGCAUCUUUGAAAAAAGUGCAGAUAAAACCCUCAUCUCCCUGGGACAAAGCACGUGGGGGAAAGGGGUGGCUGUGGGCACAGCUUCAGCAGACUUAAACAUUCCUGCCUGCCAGCUCUGAAGAGAGCAGCAGUUCUUCCAGCACAGCGCUUGAGCUCUGCUAAGGGACAGACUGCCUCCUCAAGUGGGUCCCUGACCCCCAUGCCUCCUGACGGGGAGACACCUCCCAGCAGGGGUCCACAGACACCUCAUACAAGAGAGCUCUGGCUGGCAUCUGGUGGGUGCCCCUCUGGGACAAAGCUUCCAGAGGAAGGAACAGGCAGCAAUCUUUGCUGUUCUGCAGCCUCCACUGGUGAUACCCAGGCAGACAGGGUCUGGAGUGGACCUCCAGCAAACUCCAGCAGACCUGCAGCCGAGGGACCUCACUGUUAGAAGGAAAACUAACAGGAAUAUAAUCAACAUCAACAAAGGACAUCCACACAGAAACCCCAUCUGAAGGUCACCAGCAUCAAAGACCAAAGGUAGAUAAAUUCACGAAGAUGAGGAGAAACCAGUGCAAAAAGCCUGAAAAUUCCAGAAACCAGAAUGCCUCUUCUCCUCCAAAGGAUCACAACUCCUUGCCGGCAAGGGAACAAAACUGGAUAGAGAAUGAGUUUGACAAAUUGAGAGAAGUAGGCUUCAGAAGGUGGGAAAUAACAAACUCCUCUGAGCUAAAGGAGCAUGUUCUAACCCAAUGCAAGGACGCUAAGAACCUUGAAAAAAGGUUAGAGGAAUUGCUAACUAGAAUAACCAGUUUAGAGAAGAACAUAAAUGACCUGAUGGAGCUGAAAAACACAGCAUGAGAACUUCGUGAAGCAUACAGAAGAAAAACCUUCAGCCAGAUUGAAUGCUUUACAUGGAAGAAUUCAUACUGCAGAGAGGUCUUAACAAUGUAAAGAAUGUGCAAAUGUCCUCAGACAAGAUGCACACCUUGCUCAUCAGUGAGUUCAUUUCAGGCAGCCAGCUCUUCCUCACCCACUACAUCACCAAGUCCUGUGGAUAUAUCUGCUAAAUAUUUUUGGAAUUUAUCCACUUCUUUUGGUUCCCCAGUCCAAAACACAGUCAUUUCACCUGGACUAUUUCAAUCAUUACACAGAUGUCCAACCUUUUGUCUUCCCUGGGCCACAUUGGAAGAAGAAAAAUUGUCUUGUGCCACACAUACAAUACACUAACAUUAACAAUAGCUGAUGAGCUAAGAAAAAAAAAGUCCGUGCAUAGUUUUAGUGAUACACCACCUCUGAUAAGCAAAAAAGUCCUCACAUUCAAUGGGUUGCAUACCUGUGAAUUCUAAAACUUCAUCCUCUUUUGUCCCUUUCGAGUUAACAUUACAGCCACAGUGACCUUUCAAAAAUGCAAAUUAAGUUACUCUUAAAACUCUAGUUAAAAUACUUGAUGUACAUAAAGUGCUUAGCAAAAUGACCAACUCAUACUAAGUGCUUAGUAAAUGUUAGAUAAGUAUUCUUCAGAGUUGAUGUAAAUUAUUUUUAAACAGUGUAUUCUUGAAAGCAGUAUGGCAGUCAUAAAAAUUUUGGAACCAAAACAGUAUCUUUUUUUAAGCUAAAAAAAGUUUUAAAUGGUGUCUUUCUAUGUUGCCCAGGGUGGUCUCAAACUCCUGUGCUCAAGUGACCCUCCCAUGUCAUUCUCAAGUGGCUGCAAUUACAGGCAACCAGCCUGACUUAAAACAGUAUCUUAAGGUAGAUGGUGAUUAGCACAUGUAGUAUGCUUAACAUUUAAUAUUAUAAUAAAACAUCACAGCGGCUGUCUCAUGAUUAAGGCUGUGUUCCCUUGUUGGUGAGGAAAUUAAUUAUGACUUGAUACAUAGAACAUGUUUUAAGAAGUGGCUAUAUAGCUCUGGAUAAAACGAACAAAAGAAUUAGAAUUCCUGUGGAGAAUAUAUACAAAACUUUAUUUAGUCAAGUAAAAAAAAAUCACUAAUGUUUAACUGAAGAAAGAGAAAUUGAAUAAUAUAGUUCUAUUUCAACAUGUGGGUUCACAGAUUUAUUCUAACCUUCCAAGUAAACUUGUUCCACCAGUAAAGUUGUUCUGGAGUAUAUUUUUAAAUAAAACCACUUAAAAUGUUCCACUUCUUUCAUGAGGCUAAGUCAACUCUGAUAUCAAACCAAGGGGAAAGAAAUGAAAUUAUAGGUGAGUUUACUUAGUUAUAUACAAAAGGAAAUUAUUAGCCUCUGCUGAUGGAGAACAGAGGCUGUGAAUAAAUGGAGAUCCAUAACAUGAUCCUAUAUGAAUGUUUCAAUAUUGUAAUCCUGUAAGUUACUUUUACAUUGACAGUUCUGAAAUUCAUGUUGAGUGUUAAUUAGGCAGGAAUCAGAAGGGAGGUUUUGUAGAAGGUCGUAUCCAUGGGUGUUUUGUAUUUGAAAAGCAUUUUCGAUGUAUCAUUGGGGGAAAUUAAAUGUCUUUGACAGUUGUCCAACUAGAAGUAAAGUCAGCAUCCCAUUUGACUCCUUACACAGAAGUUCAUUCUAUACUCAUUACAGACGUAAGAGGAAAUACUGUUAAGAUGGUAGAGGAGAAUGUAGAGUAUUUCUGUGCCUUAAGGUUCAGGAAGUCUUUGGUAAGCAGGACAGGGUCCAGAAGCCAUGAAGAGAGAAUGACAGGACUGUGUAGAAGAUUUAAACCUUUUUCAUGGUGUAAGAUACUGUAUGCAAAGUUAAAAGGCAUAUGACAGGCUGAGAGAUAUCUUAAACAUACAUUAGAAAGGAUAUAGCCCUUGAAAAAGGGCUGUUGGAAAGCAGCAAGGAUAAGGUGCACAGUCUUGCAGAGCAUGUCAACAAAAUUUAUUGGAUGAAGAAAUGAAAAUGGUUAAAUAGAAGAAUUUCUCAACCUCACUAAUAAUCAGAUAAGUGCAGAUUGUAAAAGUCCUCAUCCCCACCAACACAAACCAGCAGAAAUUUUAUGUGAAUGUGAAGUUAGGAUAAUAUCCAGUAUUGUCGCAGAUGUGAGAAACCGUAUUUUCAUAUAUUGAGAGGGUAAAUUAGAGGAAAGCCAUUUUAGAGGGCAAUGUGGUGUUACCUGUCAGCAUUUUGAAUAUAAUUACCCUUUGCCACAAUUCUACACCUAGUCAGUUAUGUUCUUAAAAAGCACAAGUGCAGAAAUAUAGAUGCAUAAGCAAAUGUGUUGCAGAAUUGUGAAAAAUUUGGAAAAAAUGUUUAGUACUAGUAAAGUUAUGGGUUACUUAAGUUACAGAAAAUCAGUUUAGUAGAUCACUGUGUAGUUAUGGAAAAUGAGAUGGAUCUCUACUCAAAGAUGUCUUGCAGUUUAUGAACUGAGAUGUAAUUUCAUGACUAACAUGAUGACAUCGUUAUUGACUACAUAAACUUUAUAAAGUUUAAAAAAUGCA
This is a messenger RNA of Gorilla gorilla gorilla (western lowland gorilla), 13568 nucleotides long. It is a transcript of the gene ZNF471, whose product is annotated as zinc finger protein 471. The record is from RefSeq and is a predicted model, not a curated record. NCBI's taxonomy places the organism in Eukaryota, Metazoa, Chordata, Mammalia, Primates, Hominidae. Gene Ontology annotation, molecular function: RNA polymerase II cis-regulatory region sequence-specific DNA binding; DNA-binding transcription factor activity. Gene Ontology annotation, biological process: regulation of transcription by RNA polymerase II. Bases 7422 to 9302 code for a protein of 626 amino acids. The transcript has 5 exons.